Molecule: messenger RNA, 10433 nt
Organism: Panthera uncia (snow leopard)
Lineage: Eukaryota; Metazoa; Chordata; Mammalia; Carnivora; Felidae
Gene: CDKL5
Product: cyclin dependent kinase like 5
Exons: 18
Coding region: 804-3686 (960 amino acids)
Biological process (GO): protein phosphorylation; regulation of dendrite development; positive regulation of axon extension
Cellular component (GO): dendrite cytoplasm; nucleus
Molecular function (GO): protein kinase activity; ATP binding
Source: RefSeq, a predicted model, not a curated record
CUCAGGCUUCAGAUUCUUGGUAGAGACAGUUUAUGAUUAGGGUGGGAGUUGGUUUAUUUUGACUUUCAGGUGUUCCUUUUGAACUGUGGUUUAGGGAGGGUCUCUUUAUAUGCCCUGUUCUUCUGUCCCUCUGCCAGUAGUAGUCUUUCCUUUACUAGAAGUUGGUCAUUGGAAGUUGGUUAGCUUGGAGGUGGGGAGUGAUGGUGGGGUGUCAUCUUUUGUUCUGGUUAAACCUCAGGUUUAGGCUUGCAUCAGUGUCCCACAGUCUUGCCCCACCCUUAGCUGCAUUGAGUUUUUACCAAUGCUGUAAGGGUAGAAGCACUUAUUUGCCUUGAUGAGGGAUUUUCUUCCUUCGUGGAGAUAGGGAGAGAAGGAUCUGGGUGUUUUCUUGCUUCUGAGGCACAGCUGCAUUUCCCUUCCCCCAGGUCUGCAUCACAAUGGGUGUCCUCAGUGCCCUUUACUCUCUGUGAGUGUCUGGUGGGGUUGGUGGAGGAAGAUCCUGCUGAAGGUUGGGGUCUCCCCAAUUUCUGUGACCCCCUCAGUGAUUUCACACUGUCCCUUCAGCUAAGCCACAUCGGGUUUUUAUCAACUUGCCAAUUAUUCUAGCUGCGCUCUUCUUAUCAGUGUCCAGUUGCAGUCUACCCCAGGGAAUCAUUUAAUACUUCACAUUACAACAAAAUGUGAAAGUUCCUGCCAACCUGUGAGAAUUUCUUCCUUCAACAUUUUCUAUUUACUGCACAACUUUCUCAGUUCUUUUUUGAUGCCAUGUUUUGUGGCUUGCAUCAAAAGAGGAGUUUGUCUUCAUGAAGAUUCCUAACAUUGGUAAUGUGAUGAAUAAAUUUGAGAUCCUUGGGGUUGUAGGUGAAGGAGCCUAUGGAGUUGUGCUUAAAUGCAGACACAAGGAAACACAUGAAAUUGUGGCAAUCAAGAAAUUCAAGGACAGUGAAGAAAAUGAAGAAGUCAAGGAAACGACUUUACGAGAGCUUAAAAUGCUGCGUACUCUCAAGCAGGAAAACAUCGUGGAGCUGAAGGAAGCCUUUCGUCGGAGGGGGAAAUUGUACUUGGUGUUUGAAUAUGUUGAAAAAAAUAUGCUUGAACUGCUGGAAGAAAUGCCAAAUGGAGUUCCACCUGAAAAAGUUAAAAGUUAUAUCUAUCAGCUAAUCAAAGCUAUUCACUGGUGCCAUAAGAACGAUAUUGUACAUAGAGAUAUCAAGCCAGAAAAUCUCUUAAUCAGCCACAAUGAUGUUUUGAAACUGUGUGAUUUUGGUUUUGCUCGGAAUCUAUCAGAAGGCAAUAAUGCUAAUUAUACAGAAUAUGUGGCCACCAGGUGGUAUCGGUCUCCAGAACUCUUACUUGGAGCUCCUUAUGGAAAGUCCGUAGAUAUGUGGUCAGUGGGCUGUAUUCUUGGGGAGCUCAGUGAUGGACAGCCUUUAUUUCCUGGAGAAAGUGAAAUCGACCAACUUUUUACUAUUCAGAAGGUGCUAGGACCACUUCCAUCUGAGCAGAUGAAGCUCUUCUACAGUAAUCCUCGAUUCCAUGGGCUCCGGUUUCCAGCUGUUAACCAUCCUCAGACAUUGGAGAGAAGAUACCUUGGAAUUUUAAAUAGCGUCUUACUUGACUUAAUGAAGAAUUUACUGAAGUUGGACCCAGCUGACAGAUACCUGACAGAACAGUGUUUGAAUCACCCUACAUUUCAAACCCAGAGGCUUUUGGAUCGCUCCCCUUCAAGGUCAGCAAAAAGAAAACCUUACCACGUGGAAAGCAGCACUUUGUCUAAUAGAAAUCAAGCCAGUAAAAGUACUGCUUUGCAGUCUCACCACAGAUCCAACAGCAAGGAUAUCCAGAACCUAAGUGUGGGUCUGCCCCGGGCUGACGAAGGCCUUCCCGCCAAUGAAACUUUCCUAAACGGAAAUCUUGCUGGAGCUACUCUUAGUCCCAUGCAUACCAAAACCUAUCAAGGAAGCAGCCAACCUGGGUCUACCAGCAAAGAUCUUACCAACAACAAUAUACCACAUCUUCUCAGCCCAAAAGAAGCUAAGUCAAAGACAGAGUUUGAUUUUAAUAUUGACCCGAAGCCUUCGGAAGGCCCAGGCACAAAGUACCUCAAGUCAAGCAGCAGAUCUCAGCAGAACCGGCACUCGUUUAUGGAAAGCUCUCAGAGCAAAGCCGGGACGCUGCAGCCCAGUGAAAAACAGAGCCGGCAUAGCUACAUUGACACUAUUCCCCAGUCCUCUAGGAGUCCCUCCUACAGGACCAAGGCCAAAAGCCACGGGGCUUUGAGUGACUCCAAGUCUGUGAGCAACCUUUCUGAAGCCAGGGCCCAAAUUGCAGAGUCUAGUACCAGUAGGUACUUCCCAUCCAGCUGCUUGGACUUGAACUCUCCCACCAGCCCGACCCCCACCAGGCACAGCGACACGAGAACUUUGCUGAGCCCCUCGGGGAGAAAUAAUCGAAGUGAGGGCACUCUUGACUCCCGCCGAACCACAACCAGGCAUUCUAAAACGAUGGAGGAAUUAAAGCUGCCAGAGCACAUGGACAGCAGCCAUUCCCAUUCUCUGUCCGCACCUCAUGAAUCUUUUUCUUAUGGGCUGGGUUACACUAGCCCCUUUUCCUCCCAGCAGCGUCCACACAGGCAUUCCAUGUACGUGACCCGGGACAAAGUGAGAGCCAAAGGCUUGGACGGAAACUUGAGCGUAGGGCAAGGAAUGGCGGCCAGGGCCAACAGCCUGCAGCUCUUAUCACCUCAGCCUGGAGAACAGCUCCCUCCGGAGAUGACUGUGGCUCGAUCUUCCGUUAAAGAAUCCUCCAGAGAAGGCACCUCUUCAUUCCACGCAAGGCAGAAGUCUGAGGGUGGAGCAUAUCAUGACCCCCACUCUGAUGAUGGCACCGCCCCCAAAGAAAAUAGACACCUGUACAAUGAUCCUGUUCCGAGGAGAGUUGGCAGUUUCUACCGAGUGCCAUCUCCUCGUCCAGACAAUUCUUUCCAUGAAAAUAAUGUAUCAACCAGAGUGUCUUCCCUACCAUCAGAGAGUAGUUCUGGAACUAACCACUCAAAAAGACAACCAGCAUUCGAUCCAUGGAAAAGUCCUGAAAACAUUAGUCAUUCUGAACAACUCAAGGAAAAGGAAAAACAAGGUUUUUUCAGGUCAAUGAAAAAGAAAAAGAAGAAAUCUCAAACAGUACCCAAUCCUGAUGGCCCUGACCUUCUGACGCUACAGAAAGCCAUUCACUCUGCUAGCACCCCGGGCAGCAGACCAAAGGAGUGGCGUCCUGACAAGAUCUCUGAUUUACAGACCCAAAGCCAGCCGUUAAAAUCACUGCGUAAGCUGUUACAUCUCUCUUCAGCCUCAAAUCACCCGGCUUCCUCAGACCCCCGCUUCCAGCCCUUAACAACUCAACAAGCCAAAAAUUCCUUCUCAGAAAUUCGGAUCCACCCCCUGAGCCAGGCCUCUGGCGGGAGCAGUAACAUCCGGCAGGAGCCCACACCCAAGGGCCGGCCAGCCCUCCAGCUGCCAGGUCAGAUGGACCCUGGUUGGCACGUGUCCUCUGUGAGCCGGAGUGCCACAGAGGGGCCCUCCUACUCUGAACAGCUGGGUGCCAAGAGUGGGCCAAACGGGCACCCUUAUAACAGAACAAAUCGGUCUCGAAUGCCAAAUCUGAAUGAUUUAAAAGAGACAGCCUUGUAGUGUGCGCUGGGGUAGGGGAUGGGGGGUAGGUAAGCCAGUGGAGAGGGGACGGGAGGGUGUGGGUGGGUGGGGAAUGGGCUGGGCUGGGCUGGGGUGGUCAGCCAGUAUUUUCAGCUUUAUGAAGGUGAGUGCAAUAUUGUAUGUGUGGAGCCCUCUGGCUCCUCACGGCCACAAAUGCUAGUCAGGGAUCUCAGAGGCACAGGAGUUCCUUAGGGACCACCAGUCCCCUCGGAUCUCGUGUGAGAAUGGAUAGAAUGUGCCACUGAGGAAGAAGACAUUCUUGCCAGUUUCUCCCCUGUACAUUCCAGCUUUAGUGCAAUCCCUGUUGAACUUGGGAAAGCCAGGGCAUGUUCUGGUACUGCAAGGGAUAGAAGAAUUCAUGUUGACCGAUGCCCUUACCACAGAUUUUUUUUGCCUAAACUAAACGUGGGGUUUAUUGUAAUCCAAGCAUAUCCCUUUGAAGGGUUAGCAGAUGAACUAACUGUAUGUCUUAAAUUGUUUUCUAAACUCCCAUAUUUGAUAGGAUUUGUAACAUUUAUUUAUAAUUAAUAUUGUACUGUUCUAAUCAUACCUUUUAUGUUAAAUGUAAAGUUAUUUUGAGCUGUUUGGAACAUUGUGAAGCAGUGGGACAGCUACAGUAGUUUCUAUAAAAACUAAACAGUAACAUUUAUAUAUUGCAUCAGGAGUAUUUUAUUCUAUAUAUAAAUAUAUAUAUAUGGUAAAUAUCUGUCUGUUUUCUAAAUAUAAUCAUUUAAAGAAAGUAUCGUUAUGACACUAUCUGCCAUAUUUUUAUACAUUUGUGAUAUGAAGUGAGUAUUAUACUUCUAAUCAAGGGAGUUGAAUUGUGGCUCUGUGUGACCAACAGUGGGAACCGUGCUCAACUUUUAGGCCCCAGCAGUAGCCUCUAGACGUGGUCCUUGGUAGCAGAUGAGAUGCAGCAUCUCCUUCCGAACCCACAGGCAAGAAAGCCAGCUAGGCCAGUGAGAGCUCAGCACGCCUCGUCUCCGUCCUCACGGUUGGCUCCUGUUCGCAUCCAGGGACGAUCCCUGUACCUGAGGGGAGAACAGAUCCAGGGUGACUCAUGGGUCUUCGUAGAGAGAAUAUGCUCUUCUCCUUCGCGUUAGUGUAGAGUGUAGACCAAAGAUUUGCCAGCGAACAUUCCUAGUUGCAAGUUCGUAAGAGGCACCUGUCUGCAGGUCUUGCAGACCAGCUCUAUGCUCCUGAAUCCUGUGCACUGUACCGGAGACUUUUGGCUGGUGGGGUGUGAGAUACAUGUGCGGCAUUUCUAUUUCUAAGUGUUUUGUUGUUGUUGUUGUUGUUGUUGUUGUUGUUGUUGCUGUUGCUCUUUCCAGUAUAUUUCAAAGGCUCCAGAAGCAAUUCCAGAUGUAGAGAAAAUUGCUGUAUUCACUCUUUCUUCCUGGGACUGUCCAUUUAUAACAAGGUUAGCAUGUACAUCAGUAUAUACACACACACGGUCAGAACAGGACUUCUUUUCCUCAUUUGAUCUCCUUCAACUCCCAAGUUACUCCCAAGCGUCAUCAAGGCCUUUCGCCAGCAAGGGUUAUAGCCCAGUGUCUCUGGGCCAUCCUUGACAGAAAUCACCUCAACGCCGUCCAUCAAAAGAAUUAGAUUUUUGGAAGUAGUCUCUUAGCAAUAAUAUUUCUAAAGCUCCCCCAUCCCACACCCCUCAAAGGGGUAACUUCUCAAUAUUUAUUACUUGUCCCAGGAUUCUGAGAGCAUAAGCCCCUGAAUCAAGUCAGGAUAAUUGAAAUGUGCUGAGUUACUGUUCCCCCUCCCCCGAGAUUUUGAGAAUCAGCUCUGAUAAUUAUGAAGAUUAUAAUGAAAAGGUCUUGGUUUCUUUGAAGCUUAAAUUGUGUGCAUAUUACAUUUUUAUAUAACUACUAUAAUGAUGUGUAUUGAUUAUAUAUAGAGGUCAUUUUAAGGUGCUUUUUAUUUGGUUUUAAUAAGUAUAAUAGGCACUAAAAUGAAACUCAACUGGGUACUAUCAUUAAAACAAGUUGAUUCCAACCAAUAGUCUGCAUGCUCUUCAGUUCUUUUUAUAUCUUGUUUCUUUCACCAGUUCUGUACUGUUCAAGUAGCUCUGAAUUCUGGCUUUUCCCAGGCAGCUGCUCAGUUAUAUAAGUGACGCGAACCUUAGCAGUUUUCGCCUGGACACUAAUGACUCUGAAAGGGUGUGUAACUCUUCUUUUUCAUACUAAAUUUGUACCUUGUAUCCCCCCUUGCAGACCAGAAACUACAUUUUUUCCUCCGGAAAGACUUCUCACUGUGCUGUGCGCUUAGGAACUGCGCAGUCACAUUGCCAUGCUGUGGCAUUUGAGGCUCAUUGUCACCUAGGGGCUGGUUUCCCAUGUUUUCAUCCUUGCUAACACUGGGAUCUCAGAUGUUUGCAGAACAUUUAUAUUCAUGAUGGUUCUUCAAAGAAGGGCUAGAAUAAUUGCCUUCUACCUAGAGCAAAGUAAACCUAACUGAUGAAGAGUCAAUACAUACUUUUCGUACAUUCCCAGAUUUGAGCCAGAAAAUAUCUACAGUGUUUUCAACUAGUAUUUUUGAGGUAGCUCUUUUAUCCUCUUCUCAGCUUUUGUCCAUUCUGACUUUUCAUCGACCUCAGUAAGCUGUAAUAAGUGAACUACAAUCCACACUUCUGGCAUGUAUAAUUCUCUUCCUGCUCGCUGUGGGGGAUGGUCAAGUUUUCUCUCAAAUCUAAUGGGCCCUCUCUUAGCUUUUAACUGUUGUUUUCCUCCGGUUGAUGAAUCAUUGACCUCACAAAAAUUGCCAUCCACAAUGAGAAGGACUUGAUUUAAAGUCACGAAAGUCUACAUUUUCUUUAGGAAGGGAAAGUUACGAUGUCCACGUUCUAUUCUCUGCCCUUACUUCCUAAAGGAUAGACUAUGGCUGAAUGAAGGCUUAUGAAUCACUUUGUGUUAGAGAAGUGUUGCUGAUCACCUUUUGAAAAGAAACUCUGCUUCGCUCUUUUUCUACUUUUGCUCUGUCGCCAUCCUCGUUUUUCUUCUCUGAAGUCCUGGAUGAACUUUACUGAACCUUGCUUGGUCUCAGUCUGAGGGUUAGCCUCUUCAGAGCCCAAGAUCAAAAGUGCUCCGUGCUAAGGAGCUCCAGUGAGUCGUCUCUGUAGCAGUGGUUCUCAGUCAGGGCCAGUUCUGCCUCCCUGGGACGUUUGGCAAUGUCAGGAGACAUGGUUGGUUGUUAUAACUGGGAGCGGUAGGGUGCCCCUGGCAUCUAGUGGGUGGAGGCCAGGGAUGCUGCUGAACAUCCUGUGUACACAGGACCCCCCCACAAACAAAGCAUGAUGAGCCCCGAAUGUCAAUAGUGGGGAGGUUGAGAAACCCUGCUCUACUGUACUCCAGGCCCACUCGUCUGCAGAGCUUGGCUCUGUCCUGGCUCUCUCCAGGCUACGGGAGAAACUGCGGGUAUGAAUUCUUCAGUAUCCUAGUCUCUGAAAGAAUCUUCUACCACUCUUUUUGAAUCCCUGGAAUCCUGUUUGUUUUCAUUGUCUUGGGCCUGCUAAACGGUGCAUUCUUUGGGAGGAGACCAGAGUGGCUUUAUAGGUGUUUGAGAACUUAAAUUCUAGGUCACCAUCUUUAGAAAAUCUUUCACAGAGCCAUGAGGCUUAUAUUUAGAAGCAAGCAGCAGCCUGGCAGAUUGGCAUGAUUUUUACCAACUGCUCAAAGGCAUCCAUGGCUUUUAGCUGUGUCUCCCAAAAGAAAAUGUCAUUGUUUUUUAUUCAAGUCAUUUAAUAGCUCUUUACAAAUAUUGGCGUAUGACAGACCGAUUAGAAGCAAAAAACUCUUUACUGGUGGUUGUGAUGUGGCUGUUACAGGAGUGUUUGUGCUGUACGCUUUGGUUAAAUCUGUUUUAAAACCUGCUUUAAGAUUUGCCAUAUGCAGUUGUGCUUUAAUUCUAAGCUCAGAGCUGUGCUGGUUAGUUUCUAGUCGUGUCAUGUAUUAUAAAGUAUGUUGUGGUUGUAGAGUUAGCCAGUUUAGCAUGUUCCUAAUCUGAAAAUUAGUGGACUUCGCUAGGAAAUGCUAUCCCAUUUUCCCUUCCCAGCACCCCUUAUCUUAGUUAACGUCAUAGUAUCCUCACUUCUUAAACUAGUUUUUAGAGUAAAUAAGGAAAAAAAGCCAUUUAUUUUUCUUCUAGCUAUGUAUUGAGAAUGACUCAAUAAGUGUACAACUUUUUUUAACGGCCAGAGGGUUACUUUUCAAGUGUGUAGAAGGCUCUGUCCAUUUCUGUUCACCAAGGUCCUGGUGGUGACCCAACUUUCAGCAAGGGCAAUCAAUCGCUCAUUGCGACUUAUUCCCAGAGUUCAGCUGGGACUCAGAAAUCUGCAUAUUCUCUCCUGGUCACAACAUUUUUUCUGGAGAGCACUGCUUUUAUAUCUAGAAGUUCGUUAACUCCUACAUUAUAGUGGGAUAUUGAGCUUCAUGUGAGCACUGAGAUCCACAGACUCAUACUGUUGUGAGCUGGGGAUGUGGUAUGUGAUACACUGAACCGAGUCAGAGCAUAUUGAAAUAUUUCCUUGCCUCCUUCAGUUCAUCACUAUUAAAGUGUGUAGGCAGAGAAAACUGAUUUACACUUAAAAAAAUAAGAAAAUAAAUAAAUAAAUAGAUAAAUGGUUUCUUUAAAAGGGCCUGCAGAAAAGUGUCCUGUUGCUAAUCUCCAGGGCCAGAAUCUCACAAGAACGUUCUCUCAGAGACUUAAAGAACCAUCUUACAAAACAAAAACUUGUAAGUGGUUCUGAUUUCUUCAUUUUGUAUCUUAACCAGCUGAGAUAUAUAGAAUAUAUCUAUAUGGGGUGUGACCCAUCAGCUGGGUAAAAAAUUCCGUCUUCGAAACCAUAAGUAAAUGCAAGAAAAUGAGGCCGUGACAGGGCGAGUCCCUUGUCUGUCUGUCUGUAUACACACAAUGUGGUAGAAGUAAGGUGGCGAGGAAACUCUGGGCCUGCCGCCCUAUCCUAUUCUAUCCUAUCCUAUCCUAUCCUAUCCUAUUCUAUUCUAUUCUAUUCUAUUCUUUUUUAACUGAAUGUACUAUAAAAGAUCAUAGACUUGUGCCAAGUCAGUUACUACGUAAAUAUUCAUUUCUCUUAGUGCUUUGUUGAUUCAUCAGCGUUAGGCCUGGUCCUGACUCCACCUUUCUCUACUCCAGGCACUGGCCCACCUUUCUGUGUAUUUCCUAUAGGAUAUUAAAGAUGAUCAUGACCUACAUUGUAUCUUCAUUCAAUAACUGUUCACUCCCAGAUUUGAGGGAGUUUGUCUUUUGUUUUGCCAGAAAAAAUUUGUAGUAGUCUGCACGUUGGAUUUCCAGGGCCAGAGAACUGCGGCAGUGAAACUGGUUUCACUUCUAAGGCCCUCCAUUACCCAUAAGGUUACGCUCUCUGAACCCCAUUUGAUCCUCGGGUUGUAUUUUGACCCUCCUUUGGAAUCUUUAAAAAAAAAAAAAAAAAAAAAAAUCAGUUUCCAUGUUGUAUGCAGAUUAGAAGUUGCCUUGUUUGCUACUCUUCCAGCACAGAGUAUCAGGGAGAAAGAGGCCUUAUCUGUUCCUCCAGCCCUUCCGUUUUGACAGACUGCUAAGAAUUCCUCAGGACUUCCUUUGGUUUGGGAUGUUACUUUCCCAAAAGCCUGAUCUGAUUCGUUUCAGGCAUAGACAAGUUUGUCCUAGUGCCCUGCUUCAGGGCUAAUCAGACGAAACCCAGGAAUAGAAAAGGUAGAUGCCUUGACUUUUGUCCCUGUUGGGGGAUUAAAGUGUUUAUCGCCAGAGUCAUCAAAAGCUCUAGUUAUAAAGCAUUCAGAGUUUCAAGAAAAAAAAAAAAAAAUGAAGCUUUUUCUCUUGGAGAACUUUUAAGUUCUCCACCGUGGCUUAGAUUUUCCAAAAUGGAAAGCAAAGCUCGUACGAACUCCAUUUUCACUAGAGGUACACAAGUGAGUAUAGUCCUCUCAGUCUCUUUCCCUCUCCUUGUUUCCUUCUUGGUCACUGAUUGAGUCAGGCUGGAGGGGUAAGCUAUGAUCGCGAGAAGUGGAUUCUCACUGUAAACUUGGAUUGAUUAACAGAAACAAUAAAACCAAACAAAAUAGUUGCCCCUAAUUCCUAUCUCCAAGAAUUGCUUUGUGCCAUUUCGAAUUCAGGUAGUUAUUCUGUAUAUACUUAGAAGACUGUUCUGAGCUUCUUCAAUCUCUAGGAAGUUCAAAGGGGGUAUCUGGGAAGACACAGGGCAGGGUGACUUCGAGAACCCUACUCAUGCAUGAAAUAAAAAAUAGGGAUAAGCCAGAAUGAUGUAACAUCCAAAUUUGUGGUAGAUGAAGAAUCAGUGGAAAUUCUUAAUUGCACAGACUUUAUAAUCCAUAAUACAGAGUGUAAUUCCAUACUUUUUACUGUGGCAAGGGUGUGACGUGGUGUUAACCUUUUUAAUUUUUGAAUCCAAACUGAAUUUAAAGUGUUGAAUAUUUAAAUUCCUCACAAGCUAAUUAUGAACCAUUUGUAAAGUGUUUAUAUAACUCUUUGUAUCAUGUGUUGGUACAUCUUAUCAAGUUUUUUCUGGCAUGUAUUCCAUUCUAAACUUCUGUAAAAUUUCUAUUGUUGCUGUAAAUAUUAUACAAAUAUCUAUUCCGUGGUAACCUUAAUUAUCAGCAUGAAAUGGUCAAUUUUUACUGAGCACAAUGUAUUUUUGAAUGGAUCUUCCCAAAUGUCUUUAAUAAAAUGCAGAUUUUGCACUGA